Scomber japonicus (chub mackerel) is the source of this 2171-nucleotide messenger RNA. It is a transcript of the gene mau2, whose product is annotated as MAU2 sister chromatid cohesion factor. The coding region runs from base 76 to 1872 and encodes 598 amino acids. The record is from RefSeq and is a predicted model, not a curated record. Gene Ontology annotation, biological process: mitotic sister chromatid cohesion; maintenance of mitotic sister chromatid cohesion. Gene Ontology annotation, molecular function: protein binding; double-stranded DNA binding. The transcript is spliced from 19 exons. Lineage: Eukaryota; Metazoa; Chordata; Actinopteri; Scombriformes; Scombridae. Gene Ontology annotation, cellular component: chromatin; SMC loading complex.
GACAGGCCAGCAGUGGCUGCAGGAUUCAAUAGUAAAUUGGUAUCUUUUAAUGGUUAUUUUCUCCGGGCGACUGAAAUGGCAGCGAGCACAGACGCCCCGGAUCCCUGGUACCUGGCCCUGCUGGGCUUUGCAGAACAUUUCCGCACCUCCAGUCCGCCGAAGAUCCGCCUGUGCGUCCACUGUCUGCAGGCAGUGAUUCAGUUCAAGCCGCCUCCGAGGGUUGAGGCCCGGACUCACCUCCAGUUGGGCUCGGUGCUGUACCGCCACACAAAGAACAGCGAGCUGGCCCAGACUCACCUGGAGAAGGCGUGGUUCAUAUCUCAACAAAUCUCUCAAUUUGAAGACGUCAAGUUUGAAGCAGCAAGUAUCCUGUCAGAGUUUUAUUGUCAACAGAACUUGGUGGACUCAGCAAAGCCAGUGCUGCGUGAGGCCAUCCAGAUCUCUCAGCAGACUCCCUACUGGCACUGCAGACUGCUUUUUCAACUGGCACAACUACAUGCACUGGAGAAGGACUUGGUAUCCGCCUGUGACCUGCUGGGAGUCGGAGCAGAGUACGCAAGAGUCAUGGGCUCAGAGUACACUAGAGCUCUAUUCUUAUUAAGUAAAGGAAUGCUGUUGCUGAUGGAGAGGAAGCUGAGUGAAGUGCACCCUCUGCUGACACUGUGCGGGACUAUUGUAGAGAACUGGCAGGGAAACCCCAUUCAGAAGGAGUCCCUCAGAGUUUUCUUCUUGGUGCUGCAGGUUACACACUACCUGGAUGCUGGACAGGUAAAGAGCGUGAAGCCAUGUCUGAAGCAGCUUCAGCAGUGUAUCCAGACCAUCUCCACUCUCCAUGACGAUGAGAUCCUUCCCACUAAUCCAGCCGCUUUCUUCCACUGGCUGCCAAAGGAGCAUAUGUGUGUACUUGUGUACCUGGUGACGGUGAUGCACUCGAUGCAGGCGGGCUAUUUGGAGAAGGCGCAGAAGUACACGGACAAAGCUCUCAUGCAGCUAGAGAAGCUGAAGAUGUUGGACAACAGUCCCAUCCUGUCUACGUUCCAAGUCAUCAUACUGGAGCACAUCAUCAUAUGUCGGCUGGUCACUGGACACAAAGCUGCAGCAUUACAAGAGAUUUCUCAGGUUUGUCAGCUUUGCCAGCAGUCUCCCAGGCUGUUUACAAAUCAUGCUGCUCAGCUUCACACAUUACUGGGACUCUACUGUAUCUCUGUGAACUGUAUGGAUAAUGCAGAGGCUCAGUUCACUGCUGCUCUACAGAUGACAACACACCAGGAGCUGUGGACGUUCAUUGUGACCAACCUGGCCAGCGUCUACAUCCGGGAAGGCAACAGACAUCAAGAGCUGUACAGCCUUCUAGAGAGGAUUAACCCUGAUCAUAACUUUCCUGUCAGCUCUCAUUGUCUACGAGCUGCAGCUUUUUACAUCAGGGGACUCCUGUCUUUUUUCCAGGGACGUUACAAUGAGGCCAAAAGAUUUUUAAGGGAGACUCUAAAAAUGUCCAAUGCUGAGGAUCUAAACAGGCUGACUGCCUGCUCACUAGUCCUACUGGGUCAUAUCUUCUUCGUUCUGGGGAAUCACAGGGAAAGUAACAAUAUGGUGGUUCCUGCCAUGCAGCUAGCCAGCAAAAUCCCAGACACGUCUGUGCAGCUCUGGUCCUCUGCUCUUCUCAAAGAUCUCAACGAGGCUUGUGGAAACACCAUGGAAGCCCACGAGGCAACUCAGAUGCAUCAGAACUUGUCCCAGCAGCUCCUGCAGGACCACAUCGCAGCCUGCAGCCUCCCCGAGCACAAUCUCAUCAGUUGGACAGACGGCCUCCCCCCCGUGCAGUUUCAGCCUCAGAACGGACCUACAACCAGCCUGGCCAGCCUGCUCUGAGGGCAAGUCCUCAGCCUGACAGGGGAGAGGAGAGGAGAGGACAGGAGCAAUGGCUGCAAAAUGGCAUAAAAAGACUAGAAAAAAAGAGCAGAAAUAGUUGAUGAAAGGGUAAGAGGAAGGAGGGCAGAUAAUGAAAUGAUAAACUGCACUGUGUCAUUCUUUCACUUAUUUGGGGAUCACGACUGGCUCUGAAGUUUUUUAGAAAGCAUCAAGUGCCACAUUUGUAUUACACUGACAGGUUAGAGUAGUUAUAAUAGUUUGUCUUACCUGCUCGGGAAAAAUUGAAAAGUUAAAUUCAA